GCUAUAUAUCGCUUUCAUUUAACACAAACAAAGCAAAAGCAUCUUCUCAAGACUCAGAAUAUUUUGCCCGAGAAACUUUUUAACUCCUAGUCUGUUACUUCUAUGCUACUGCAAUUGUGCAAGAGAUGCUUUACCAUUGAAUGGAUAUAUAUUUUCUUUAUAAUGGUUACUUUUAAGCACUUCAUAUAACCAACUAGAGAGUGCUAUAUCAGAUUCUCUUUUACCUUUACACAUUUCUGUUUAAUUUACCAGACGAUUUUUUUUUUUGAGCUGUUUAUGCAACUAAGCGGAGAGUGCCUUUUCAGAUUCGUUAUACAACUUCAUACAUCUGAGGCACUGUCUUGUGCUGUCUUGGUAAAAGUAUGUCGGAAGAGCAGUGCACAGAGACACCGUUGAAGAAUAAGAAAUAUUAUGAGAAUUGUCCUGGUUGUCAGGUUGAUAAGCUCAAAGAGUUAAAACAAGGUUUACCCAUUCAGGAAAUUGUUUCUUUGUGGUUUGUUGCAGUUUGCAAUGCACUGUCAAUAUCUUCACUUUUUCCCUUCCUUUACUUCAUGAUAAGGGAUUUCCAUAUUGCAAAAAGGGAGGGAGAUAUUGGCUACUACGCUGGCUUUGUGGGGUCUUCAUAUAUGAUUGGCAGAGCUUUGACAUCUGUCUUAUGGGGAUUAGUGGCUGAUCAUUAUGGACGAAAACCUGUAAUAUUAUCAGGGACAAUCUCAGUGGUUAUUUUGAGCACUCUCUUUGGGCUUAGUAUAAACUUUUGGAUGGCUCUCAUCACAAGAUUUCUUUUGGGGAGUAUGAAUGCUUUACUUGGAACAAUAACAGUAUGGAAAGCAUAUGCUGUUGAAGUUAUGCGUGAAGAACACCAAGCUUUAGGACUGUCAACAGUGUGCACAGCAUGGGGGAUAGGACUCAUCAUGGGCCCAGCAGUGGGUGGUUUUUUGGCUCAGCCAGCAGAGAAAUAUCCAUAUAUAUUCUCCAAAGAAUCCUUAUUUGCGAAGUUUGCAUACUUCUUACCCUGCUUUGUCAUGUCACUUAUUGCUUUGGGAGUUACUAUUGCAUCUUGUUGGCUUCCGGAGACGUUGCACAUCCAUAAUGAAGAUGAUGUAUCAUGUGAUUUCUCAAAUGAUGACAUGGAAUCUGCAUCCUGUGGGUCUGACGCAUAUCAUAAAGAACAUGAAGGAAGCAAGAAAACUUCCAAGGGAAACCUCAUUAAGAAUUGGCCCUUAAUGUCAUCUAUUAUUGUUCACUCUAUUGUUGCACUGAAUGACAUGGCUUACACAGAGAUAUUUUCACUCUGGGCUGUCAGCCCUAGGAGGUAUGGGGGUCUGUAUUAUUCAACCGAAGAUGUUGGUGAAGUUCUUGCAAUUUCAGGUCUCUGUCUCCUUGUUUUCCAAUUCACUGUUUAUCCAAUGCUGUCAAAUAUUUUUGGGCAUAUAGUGCUGGCACGCAUAGCGGGGGUUUUGACCAUACCCCUUUUGACAAGUUACACUUUCAUAGCUAAGUUAUCAGGAUUCAGCCUUGCCUUGUCAAUAAAUUGUGCUUCUGCGCUGAAGAAUAUCUUAAUUGUGGCUAUGGAAACUGGAUUAUCCCUUCUGCAAAACCGUGCAGUGGAGCAGCAUCAAAGAGGAGCUGCAAAUGGAAUUGCUAUAACAACGAUGUCACUUUUCAAAGCUGCAGGUCCAGCUGGAGGAGGCGCCCUUUUGUCUUGGGCACAAAAGCGCCAAGAUGCUGUCUUCCUCCCAGGGGAUCAAAUGAUUUUCUUUAUGCUAAAUGUGGUUAUGGCGAUUGCAGUAAUAUUGUCAUUCAAACCUUUUCUAACUUAGUGCCAUGAGUAGAUAGAUGGCUCUAUUCAACUCUCCAGCGUAGCCUGGAAUAAGUAUGAGCAUCUUAACUUUUUUGUGAGGCAUGAUAUUGUGUAUGAAGUAUGUGCAGAUAUGUUAGUUCUGUGAUUACCUAGGAGAAGUCUCAAGGACUCUCUGAAAUUGGAUUGUUGUAACUGUUUUCAAUAAAACUAAGUGCAUUUAUAAUA
Messenger RNA from Mangifera indica (mango), 2029 nucleotides. RefSeq names its product protein ZINC INDUCED FACILITATOR 1-like. Gene Ontology annotation, biological process: regulation of stomatal closure; transmembrane transport. The coding region runs from base 363 to 1823 and encodes 486 amino acids. Gene Ontology annotation, molecular function: solute:potassium antiporter activity. Gene Ontology annotation, cellular component: plasma membrane; plant-type vacuole membrane. Lineage: Eukaryota; Viridiplantae; Streptophyta; Magnoliopsida; Sapindales; Anacardiaceae. The transcript is spliced from 17 exons. The record is from RefSeq and is a predicted model, not a curated record.